GCGGUGGUAGUAGGCCCAAGUCAACAAUAUGGCGGCACGGGGUUGCUACGGUACCCAAGUUUGAGGGGGGUUUCGGAGGCCUCGCCUCUCUCUUUUUUACCUCAACUCGCCGCCAUGGCCCGGCACAGAAACGUCCGUGGCUACAACUACGACGAAGAUUUUGAAGAUGAUGACCUUUAUGGUCAGUCUGUAGAAGAUGAUUACUGCAUCUCACCAUCAACAGCUGCUCAGUUUAUUUAUUCAAAACGAGAUAAAACUUCAGUCUCUGCAGAACCUUUAGAGGAACAUGAUUAUGAAGACUCUGAACAUAGCAAUUUUAUCUCCAGUCACCAGCUGACUGGACUUGAAAAAGCUCAGCUAAAUUCAUGCCUUGAUCAUAUGAAAGAAGUUCUUGGAGAUUCAGUGCCAGAAAAAAUGCUGGUGGAAGAAGUACUCAGCAAAAACUUUGAUAUACAGAAAGCUUUGGACUCUAUCCUUGCACAAGACAAUAAGCAAAAUGGGAAGACCAAGAAUGAGGAUAAUGUAAUUGUAGGAAAGCCAACUAAAGUGCAAAUGUAGAAGAGAAUGGACAUAAUACAUUUAUACCACAAAAAGGAUUCUCUGCUGGAGAUACCAUUGGAAAUAUGGGGAUAGCUGAGAUACUACCUAAAUCAACUUUUCCCUCCCAGACCAUUCAAGCAUCAGAAGACUCAUCAGUGGUACCAACUCCUGUGAAAAAGUCUGCAAAAUCAAAACAACAAUUAGAUAUAAAAGCUGAGUUGGAGAAGAGACAAGGAGGAAAACAUUUGCUUAACCUUGUAGUAAUAGGACAUGUUGAUGCAGGAAAAAGUACUUUAAUGGGUCAUUUGUUGUAUCUUCUGGGUAAUGUGAACAAGCGAACAAUGCACAAAUACGAGCAAGAAUCAAAGAAAGCUGGAAAAGCUUCAUUUGCUUAUGCCUGGGUUUUAGAUGAAACAGGGGAAGAGAGAGAAAGGGGAGUGACAAUGGAUGUAGGUAUGACGAAAUUUGAGACAAAAACAAAAAUUAUUACACUAAUGGAUGCUCCUGGCCAUAAAGACUUCAUUCCAAAUAUGAUCACAGGAGCUGCCCAGGCUGAUGUGGCUGUAUUAGUGGUAGAUGCCAGCAGAGGGGAAUUUGAAGCUGGUUUUGAGACUGGUGGACAGACACGAGAACAUGGUCUUUUAGUUCGAUCAUUGGGAGUAACACAGCUAGCAGUUGCAGUCAAUAAAAUGGAUCAGGUCAAUUGGCAACAGGAACGAUUUCAGGAAAUUGUUAAUAAACUUGGACAAUUCCUUAAGCAAGCUGGCUUUAAGGAAUCAGAUGUAGCUUACAUCCCUACCAGUGGACUUGGCGGUGAAAAUCUUGUUACAAAAAGUCAAACAAGUGAAUUGGCAAAAUGGUACACAGGAAAAUGUUUGCUGGAACAAAUUGAUUCUUUCAAGCCACCUCAAAGAUCAGUUGAUAAACCAUUCAGAUUAUGUGUAUCAGAUGUUUUUAAAGAUCAAGGAUCAGGAUUCUGUGUAACAGGUAAAAUCGAAGCAGGAUAUGUCCAAGUUGGGGAACGACUCCUUGUCAUGCCUCCUAAUGAAACUUGCACUGUAAAAGGAAUUGCUCUACAUGAGCAGCCAGUGGAUUGGGCUGCAGCUGGAGAUCACGUUAGUCUCACUUUGACUGGCAUGGAUAUCAUCAAAAUCAAUGUUGGUUUUAUAUUUUGCUGUCCCAAGGAGCCAAUUAAAACCUGCACACGCUUCAGAGCUCGUGUUCUUAUCUUUAAUAUUGAAAUACCCAUCACCAAAGGAUUUCCUGUGCUCUUACAUUUUCAAACUGUAAGUGAGCCUGCUACUAUUAGAAAAUUGCUGAGUGUGCUUCAUAAGAGCAGUGGUGAAGUUGCCAAGAAAAAACCUAAGUGUCUGACAAAAGGGCAGAAUGCUUUAAUAGAACUACAGACCCAAAGACCUAUUGCUUUGGAGCUUUAUAAAGACUUUAAAGAACUUGGGAGAUUUAUGUUGCGCUACGGAGGAUCCACUAUAGCAGCAGGAGUAGUUGUGGAGAUUAAGGAUUGAUUGUGUGCCAGGACAUCUGCAAUCCAGCCAAAUGAAAUCAUAAGCUCAAAUAUACUUCUCUGAGGAAUCCAUUUGUAUCCGUUGAAGGAACAAAGACAAUUAUGUAUUGGCAAUUAUGUAUUGGGUACUCUGCAAACAUUUCAGGGCCAUUGUUGCUGUAGAACAAUUUGCCAGCAAGAAAAUACUCAUUGCACUUUCUCACUGCACAAGUUUCAGCAUAUUCCCAAACUAAAAUGUCAUCCCAUCAAUAGUUCUAGUGGAUCGUUUUCAAAAACUGAUUGGAAUGAUGUAUUAAAGAAUGAUGAUUCAUCAUGGAAAAAAAUGUUACUUCCAGCCUUAAAGUUUGUUUACAAUUUUUAGGGAGAGCUGAUGCUUUGCUGCAUGGUAUUUUAUAAAUUACACAUCAAUUGAUCUAAAAUAUUUGAAGUUUUAUACAACUAUGUUUUCAAAGAAUCCUGUUUCCUUCUGUUUCAGAAAACAUUAUGUAAUGCUGCCCCUACAACCUAAUUUCUUUCCAUCCUCAUUAUUUUAUUUAAAUAAUUGAGUAGAUAUAGCUUAUCCAAUAAUGAUUAAUUUUAUUUUUUAAAUUGUAGAAGUAUAAUAAAAUAGUCAUCUGAGCAUAA
Messenger RNA from Thamnophis sirtalis, 2686 nucleotides. Lineage: Eukaryota; Metazoa; Chordata; Lepidosauria; Squamata; Natricidae. The record is from RefSeq and is a predicted model, not a curated record.